CUUAUAAAUUCCAAAAAUCCUGAUGUUAAGAAAAACAUCAAAAGUUACAGCUUAGAAAAAACACAUAAAAAACAAAACAAUAUAUAGUUUCAUCGAUGGCUAAAGUGGACAAGGCAAUUGGAAUAGACCUUGGCACAACCUACAGUUGUGUCGGUGUAUGGCUAAACGACCGGGUCGAGAUCAUACCAAACGACCAAGGAAACCGGACCACACCCUCUUAUGUCGCUUUCACCGACACUGAACGGUUGAUCGGUGACGCCGCCAAAAACCAAGUAGCAAUGAACCCGCAAAACACGGUGUUCGACGCUAAGCGGUUGAUUGGAAGACGGUUCACCGAUCCAUCCGUUCAGAGUGACAUGAAGCUAUGGCCGUUUAAAGUUGUGGCCGGCCCGGGCGAUAAGCCCAUGAUUGUUGUUUCUUACAAGGGCGAAGAUAAAACCUUCGCCCCUGAGGAAAUAUCGUCUAUGGUGCUUGUUAAAAUGAGGGAAACCGCGGAAGCGUUUUUGAGUCAGGCGAUCAAAAACGCUGUCGUGACGGUUCCUGCUUAUUUCAAUGAUUCUCAACGACAGGCGACUAAAGAUGCUGGCGCGAUUUCCGGGUUGAAUGUGAUGAGGAUUAUUAAUGAGCCGACGGCAGCUGCGAUUGCUUACGGGUUGGAUAAGAAGGCUUCAAGACAAGGAGAACAGAAUGUUUUGAUUUUUGACUUGGGCGGUGGGACCUUUGACGUAUCUCUUUUGACUAUUGAAGAAGGGAUUUUUGAAGUGAAAUCGACGGCUGGAGAUACGCAUUUGGGUGGCGAGGAUUUUGAUAAUCGGUUGGUGAAUCAUUUCGUGACGGAAUUUAGAAGGAAACAUAAGAAGGAUAUUAGUGGGAACGCAAGGGCGUUGAGGCGGUUGAGGACCGCUUGUGAACGGGCGAAAAGGACGUUAUCCUCGUCGUCUCAGACGACUAUAGAAGUCGAUUCCUUGUAUGAAGGAAUCGACUUCUAUGCGACGAUAACUAGGGCGAGGUUUGAGGAGUUGUGCAUGGAUAUGUUUAGGAAAUGUAUGGAUCCGGUUGAGAAGUGUUUGAAAGAUGCAAAAAUCGAUAAGGGUUCGGUUCACGAGGUUGUUUUGGUUGGUGGGUCGACCCGGAUUCCGAAAGUUCAACAACUUUUGAUUGAUUACUUUAAUGGGAAGGAGCUUUGUAAAAGUAUAAAUCCUGAUGAAGCGGUGGCUUAUGGUGCGGCUGUCCAGGCCGCGAUUUUGACUGGUGAAGGAGAUCAGAAGGUCCAAGACCUUCUACUCCUCGAUGUCACACCGCUCAGUCUCGGGUUGGAGACGGCUGGCGGUGUGAUGACUACUUUGAUCCCGAGAAAUACAACAAUCCCGACUAAAAAAGAGCAGAUUUUUUCAACCUACUCGGAUAACCAGCCUGGGGUUUUGAUUCAAGUAUAUGAAGGAGAACGGGCUAGAACUAAAGAUAAUAAUCUUCUAGGGAAAUUCGAGCUAACCGGGAUCCCUCCGGCUCCUAGGGGUGUCCCUCAGAUUAAUGUCACCUUUGACAUUGAUGCAAAUGGGAUUUUAAAUGUUUCGGCCGAGGACAAAACUGCUGGAGUUAAGAACAAGAUCACGAUCACGAACGAUAAGGGGAGAUUAAGCAAGGAUGAGAUAGAGCGGUUGGUGCAAGAAGCAGAGAAGUAUAAGGCCGAGGAUGAGGAGGUGAAGAAGAAAGUGGAGGCAAGAAACGCCCUAGAGAAUUAUGCUUAUAAUAUGAGGAACACGAUUAAGGACGAGAAGUUUGCGGCAAAGUUGGGGGCAGAGGAGAAGCAGACUAUCGAGAAGGCGGUGGAUGAUGGAUUGGAGUGGCUAGAGAAGAAUCAGCUGGCUGAAGUGGAUGAAUUGGAAGAUAAGUUGAAGGAAUUGGAAGGUGUUUGUAACCCCAUAAUUGCGAAAAUGUAUCAGGGUGGUGCCGGUGGUGAUGUGCCUAUGGGUGGAGGGACGGCUAAUGGCGCUGGUGGCAGUGGCAGUGGGGCUGGACCAAAGAUUGAAGAGGUGGAUUAGAUUUGGUGGUGGAGAUGGUUUGAAGCUUGUUUGAUAGUAGUUUUAGUUGGUAGUUGGUGUAUGCUUAGCUAUGUUCUGUUUUGUUAAUGUAAUGUGAGUUUUUAUAAACAAAUAAACUUGUGUUUUGUGCA
This is a messenger RNA of Erigeron canadensis, 2173 nucleotides long. Its product is annotated as heat shock 70 kDa protein. Gene Ontology annotation, cellular component: cytoplasm. Bases 96 to 2042 code for a protein of 648 amino acids. The record is from RefSeq and is a predicted model, not a curated record. NCBI's taxonomy places the organism in Eukaryota, Viridiplantae, Streptophyta, Magnoliopsida, Asterales, Asteraceae. Gene Ontology annotation, molecular function: ATP binding; ATP-dependent protein folding chaperone; heat shock protein binding. The transcript has a single exon. Gene Ontology annotation, biological process: protein refolding; cellular response to unfolded protein.